AUGGGGGCUGGAGCCAGUGCUGAGGAGAAACAUUCAAGGGAAUUGGAAAAGAAACUGAAGGAAGAUGCUGAGAAAGAUGCUAGGACAGUGAAGCUGCUUCUGCUGGGUGCUGGUGAAUCUGGAAAAAGCACCAUCGUUAAGCAGAUGAAAAUUAUCCAUCAAGAUGGUUACUCCCUGGAGGAGUGCCUAGAGUUUAUUGCCAUCAUUUAUGGCAACACCCUACAAUCCAUUCUAGCCAUUGUCCGAGCCAUGACAACCCUCAACAUCCAGUACGGAGACUCAGCCAGACAAGAUGAUGCAAGGAAGCUAAUGCAUAUGGCAGACACUAUCGAGGAGGGCACAAUGCCCAAAGAGAUGUCCGACAUCAUUCAACGACUGUGGAAGGACUCGGGCAUCCAAGCCUGCUUUGACCGAGCCUCUGAAUACCAGCUAAACGACUCUGCGGGAUACUACCUCUCAGACCUGGAGCGGCUGGUGACCCCUGGCUACGUGCCCACAGAGCAGGACGUGCUGAGGUCCCGAGUCAAGACAACAGGUAUCAUUGAGACCCAGUUCUCCUUCAAGGACCUCCACUUCAGAAUGUUUGAUGUGGGAGGCCAACGCUCAGAGAGGAAAAAAUGGAUCCACUGCUUCGAAGGUGUCACCUGCAUCAUCUUCAUUGCGGCUCUCAGCGCCUACGACAUGGUGUUGGUGGAAGAUGAUGAAGUGAACCGGAUGCACGAGAGUCUCCACCUGUUCAACAGCAUCUGUAACCACCGUUACUUUGCCACGACCUCCAUUGUCUUGUUCCUUAACAAGAAGGACGUCUUCACAGAGAAGAUUAAGAAGGCCCCCCUCAACAUCUGCUUUCCUGACUAUGACGGCCCCAACACCUACGACGAUGCGGGGAACUACAUUAAGAUACAGUUCCUGGAGCUGAACAUGCGGCGGGACGUGAAGGAGAUCUACUCGCACAUGACGUGCGCCACAGAUACCCAGAACGUCAAGUUCGUCUUCGAUGCGGUCACCGACAUUAUCAUCAAGGAGAACCUGAAGGACUGCGGCCUCUUCUGA
This is a messenger RNA of Antechinus flavipes (yellow-footed antechinus), 1053 nucleotides long. RefSeq names its product G protein subunit alpha transducin 1 (gene GNAT1). Gene Ontology annotation, biological process: adenylate cyclase-modulating G protein-coupled receptor signaling pathway. NCBI's taxonomy places the organism in Eukaryota, Metazoa, Chordata, Mammalia, Dasyuromorphia, Dasyuridae. The transcript is spliced from 8 exons. Gene Ontology annotation, cellular component: heterotrimeric G-protein complex. The record is from RefSeq and is a predicted model, not a curated record. Gene Ontology annotation, molecular function: G protein-coupled receptor binding; G-protein beta/gamma-subunit complex binding; GTPase activity. Bases 1 to 1053 code for a protein of 350 amino acids.